AUGCCCCGGCAUUUGUUUUCUUCUGCGGUGCCGCUGCUUCUUUGCGUGUUGGUGUGCGGCAGCAGUGGUGCGGCUGCUGAAGUUCAGGGUGGCUCAACGACGGCAGUUACCCCAUUCCAAGGGACGAGGGAGAUAAGUGUCAAGUGGGAAUCCAGUCAGUCGGCCACUUCCCUCCGUGUCCCCAGCCUUGUGGAGGUGGGCGGCGAGGUGUUUGCCGUUGCCGCGGUUCAGUGCAGGAAGGAAAGUGGGUGUGGAGUUGACUGCUUUACUGGCAUUGCGUCGAAGCACCUCAAGAAAAGUGAAGAUUAUUCCACGGAGAUGUUGGCAGCCGAUGCAAUUCAGUUCGACACGCAGCUGCUGAGGGAAGGGAAGGCUAGUGGGGGCGAGGCGAAGGACGUAAUGCGGCCAACAACACUUGUGCGGGGCAACGAGGUCUACAUGCUGCUGGGAAAAUACAGCCGCCCACCGGCUGCGGCUCAAGACGCAAACCACUGGGGGCUGUUGCUGGUGCAGGGGACUGUGACUGGAAGCGGCGACGAUAAGAAAAUCGUGUGGAGUGAGACCCGUGCGGUGGAUGCCGCAUCUAUUGGGUUUCAUGCCUCCUUGACUGAGUUAUCUGGCGGCGGGGGCUCGGGUCUUGUGCUGAGUGACGGCACGCUUGUGUUCCCCAUGCAGGCAAUCAACAGGGAGAAAAAGAGCGUCUUGCUCGCCUUUCGCUUAGCCCCGUCGAAGAAGAAGUGGGAGCUUUCAUCCGGUACGACCGGUGCGGGCUGCAGGGACCCGUCCAUCGUGGAGUGGGGGGAAGACGGAAAACUCCUCGCGAUGGCUCCCUGUGCGCGGGGCUCGUACGACGUCUAUCCGUCAACUCCCCGUGGUGUAGCUUGGUACACGACAGGCGAGCCGAUUUCCCGCGUGUGGGGCACCUCGCCGAACCGUCAAGGAGGGGACGGCGUGCAGAGCGGCUUCGUCACCGCGGAAAUAGAGGGAAAAAAGGUGAUGCUCCUCACCACGCCGGUGUACUCGGAAGAGGAGGAAGGCGCCGCAAAGGGAGCGCUGCAUCUUUGGUUGACCGAUAAUUCCCGCGUGCACGAUGUUGGGCUGGUGUCCGCUGCCGGUGAUGACGCCGCUGCCAGUUCCCUGCUGUACCGAAGCGGUGCGCCGGCGGA
Trypanosoma conorhini is the source of this 1166-nucleotide messenger RNA. RefSeq names its product trans-sialidase. The annotation marks the transcript as partial. Gene Ontology annotation, molecular function: exo-alpha-sialidase activity. The record is from RefSeq and is a predicted model, not a curated record. The transcript has a single exon. NCBI's taxonomy places the organism in Eukaryota, Euglenozoa, Kinetoplastea, Trypanosomatida, Trypanosomatidae.